This is a messenger RNA of Lodderomyces margitis, 1668 nucleotides long. It is a transcript of the gene SRP54, whose product is annotated as RNA-binding signal recognition particle subunit. Gene Ontology annotation, biological process: SRP-dependent cotranslational protein targeting to membrane, translocation; SRP-dependent cotranslational protein targeting to membrane. The record is from RefSeq and is a predicted model, not a curated record. The coding region runs from base 1 to 1668 and encodes 555 amino acids. Gene Ontology annotation, cellular component: cytosol; signal recognition particle, endoplasmic reticulum targeting. NCBI's taxonomy places the organism in Eukaryota, Fungi, Ascomycota, Pichiomycetes, Serinales, Debaryomycetaceae. Gene Ontology annotation, molecular function: GTPase activity; GTP binding; 7S RNA binding. The transcript has a single exon.
AUGGUUUUAGCUGACUUAGGAGAAAGACUUAGAGGGGCCCUUUCUUCUGUGGAGAAGGGUUCCGACGAUGAAAUCCAACAAAUGAUUAAAGACAUUUGCUCUGCGUUGUUAGAGUCCGACAUCAAUGUGAAAUUAGUCGCCAAAUUGAGAGGCAAUAUACGAGACAAGAUUGAGGAGGAAAACGUAUUAAAGGAAACUUCGACCCAAAACAGGAGAAAGAAGUUACAGAAAAUUAUAUACGAUGAGUUAUGUGCAUUGGUUGAUUCUCAUGUCGAACCGCCCAAGCCAAAGAAACUUUCAGCGACUACCAAGACCAUUAAUGGGAAAAAGGUGAGAGUGUCAAAAGAGUCAAGCCACGUCAUUAUGUUUGUGGGAUUACAAGGUGCAGGUAAGACCACAUCCUGUACAAAACUAGCUGUUUACUACAAAAAGAGGGGGUUCAAAGUUGGAUUAGUAUGUGCCGAUACAUUUAGAGCAGGUGCAUUUGAUCAAUUGAAGCAAAAUGCUAUAAAAGCUAAUAUACCUUAUUAUGGAUCCUACUUAGAGCCUGAUCCGGUCAAAAUUGCUUUUGAGGGUGUACAAAAAUUCAAGCAGGAGAAGUUUGACAUUAUCAUUGUUGACACUUCGGGAAGACAUAGACAAGAGGAACAAUUGUUUACCGAAAUGGUUCAGAUAGGCGAGGCGGUUCACCCUAGCCAGACAAUCAUGGUGAUGGAUGGAUCUAUUGGUCAAGCAGCUGAGUCACAAGCCCGUGCUUUCAAAGAAAGCUCUGAUUUCGGUUCUAUAAUCUUGACCAAAAUGGAUGGGCAUGCAAAAGGUGGAGGUGCUAUUUCUGCCGUUGCAGCAACGAAAACGCCGAUUGUAUUUAUUGGUACAGGUGAACAUAUUGGUGACUUGGAAGUUUUCAAACCAACAACCUUUAUAUCUAAGUUGUUGGGUAUUGGUGAUAUUCAGUCGCUUAUUGAACACGUACAAUCUUUAAAUUUGCAUCAAGAUGAAGGACACAAACAGACGAUUGAGAAUAUCAAGGAGGGAAAGUUUACUUUAAAGGAUUUUCAAAACCAAAUGAACAAUUUUAUGAAGAUGGGACCCCUCACGAAUAUUGCAUCGAUGAUUCCAGGAAUGUCGAGUAUCAUGUCACAAGUGGGUGAAGAGGAGACAUCCAACAAGAUUAGGAACAUGAUUUUCAUUAUGGACUCAAUGACCGCAAAAGAGUUGGAAAGUGACGGUAGAAUAUUCAUCAAAGAGCCAAGCAGAAUCGUAAGGAUAGCGAGAGGUUCGGGGUGUAGUGUAGUUGAGGUUGAAAUGAUUUUGCAACAACACCGAAUGAUGUCGUCUAUGGCAAAAUCUGCAGUAGCAGCUCAAGGCCAAGGUGGACAGCCUGGAGGCCCAUUCGCAGGAAAUCCUCAAAUGCAAAGAAUGAUGCAGAGUGCCCAAUCAAAUCCAAAUUUCAUGCAACAGGCAAUGAGUAUGUUGGGUGGAGGAGGUGGAGGUGCCGGUGGUCCUGGUGGAUUAGCUGGUAUGAUGAAUAAUCCAGCAAUGAUGCAGCAAGCACAACAGAUGAUGAGAGGUAACCCACAAAUGAUGCAACAGGCUCAAGAGAUGAUGAAAAAUCCACAAAUGAUGCAAAGAAUGAUGCAACAAUUUGGUGGCAUGGGUGGAAUGUAG